UACACAUCCAACACCAUGACCAACUCCUGUUGCUGCCAGCCUACCUGCUGUAGGACCACCUGCUGCAGGACCACCUGCUGGAGACCAAGCUGUGUGACCAGCUGCUGCCAGCCCUGCUGCCAGCCCAGCUGCUGUGGCUCCAGCUGCUGCCAGCCUUGCUGUCAAACCACCUGCUGUAGGACCUGCUUCCAACCAAGCUGUGUGAGCAGCUGCUACAGCACACCCUGCUGCCAGCCCAGCUGCUGUGUGUCCAGCUGCUGCCAGUCCUGCUGCCAGCCCAGAUGCUGUGAGUCCAGCUGCUGCCAGCCCUGCUGCCAGCCCAGGUGCUGUGUCUCCAGCUGCUGCCAGCCCUGCUGCCAGCCCAGAUGCUGUGAGUCCAGCUGCUGCCAGCCCAGGUGCUGUAUCUCCAGCUGUUGCCAGCCCUGCUGCCAGCCCAGAUGCUGUGAGUCCAGCUGCUGCCAGCCCAGGUGCUGUAUCUCCAGCUGCUGCCAGCCCUGCUGCCAGCCCAGGUGUUGUGAGUCCAGCUGCUGCAAGCCCUGCUGCCAGCCCUUCUGCCUCAACCUGUGCUGCCAGCCUGCCUGCUCUGGACCUGUCACCUGCACCAGGACUUGCUACCAGCCCACAAGUGUCUGUGUGCCUGGAUGCCUCUCCCAAGGCUGUGGGUCCUGCUGCUCCCAACCUUGCUGUUGAUGACUCUAUCUUCUGUCACAUGCUGCCUUGCUAUCAUCUAACCAAAAUCCUCCAACAAAAUUCACCCUGUAUGCUUUGCCAUCAUUAACUAUCUACGGGUUG
This is a messenger RNA of Acomys russatus (golden spiny mouse), 792 nucleotides long. Its product is annotated as keratin-associated protein 4-9-like. The record is from RefSeq and is a predicted model, not a curated record. The transcript is spliced from 3 exons. Lineage: Eukaryota; Metazoa; Chordata; Mammalia; Rodentia; Muridae. Gene Ontology annotation, cellular component: keratin filament. The coding region runs from base 16 to 690 and encodes 224 amino acids.